GACCUCAUUUUCGUCGCCAACGGAGAACCUUUACUCAUCUCUUCUGCCGGGAAACUGGAACUCCGUGUUCCUCACUCUGCCGGAGAAGAGCCCCGUAUUCCUCUUUUGAACUCCUUGUUUCCACAGAGUUCAAUGACCAUGUGCGGAUCGUUGCUCAGUUCCUACAGACCACACCGCAAUCUCGAGCUCCUGUAACUGUAACGAAAAACCUAAUUGAACUUGAGCCAGAUUAUGCAAUGGAUACUGUCUUUCAAAUAUUUAUGCAAAGCUGGGGAGGUAGCAAGACGUGAAGGAAGGUUGGAGAGGAGAGAAUGAAGAAAACUCCAGGAUGCAGCUUCACUGAAGUCAAGAAAUAUUAACAGCUUCAUUGACGGGGAUGAUUCAAAACCAUUUUCAGCUCGUUGGCAGGUUUGCGCGGGGAUUCGGUUCGUUCUUCUCCAUGUUAUCUGUCAGGAUUUCGAUCGAACUGUAAAACUCUCUGAUCAACGUAUCGCUUGGAUAUUGCAAUCAUCGAGAGGUCGAUCAUCCAUGUCUCCUCCAGCUCAGCCGCAGAAAUCUCCAUCUCCUUCUCAGCCGUCCGGCAAAGGAGAAGUCUCCGAUCUGAAACUGCAACUCCGGCAGCUCGCCGGGAGCCGAGCGCCGGGGACCGACGAUGCAAAAAGAGAGCUCUUCAAGAAAGUCAUAUCUUAUAUGACUGUUGGUAUUGACGUGUCUUCCCUUUUUAGCGAGAUGGUGAUGUGUUCGGCGACAUCGGACACUGUUCUCAAGAAGAUGUGUUAUCUCUACGUUGGUAAUUAUGCUAAAGGGAAUCCGGAUCUGGCCCUCCUUACCAUCAAUUUUCUCCAGAAGGAUUGCCGGGACGAGGAUCCCAUGAUCAGAGGCCUUGCAUUGAGAAGUCUAUGUUCUCUGAGAGUUGCAAAUCUGGUGGAGUAUCUAGUUGGUCCGAUGGGCUCAGGCUUGAAGGAUAACAAUGGUUAUGUAAGGACGGUAGCUACAAUUGGAGUACUGAAACUGUAUCACAUCUCGUCAACAACGUGUAUAGAUGCCGAUUUUCCGUCAAUGCUGAAAGAUCUCAUGCUCAAUGACCCCGAUGCUCAGGUAGUUGCAAAUUGUUUAUCUGCUUUACAAGAGAUCUGGAGUUUGGAGGCAAGUACCUCUGAGGAAGCAUCCAGGGAAAGAGAAGCUUUGCUUAGCAAGCCAGUUAUUUAUUACCUUUUGAACCGGAUCAAGGAUUUCAGUGAAUGGGCACAGUGUCUUGUACUUGAUUUGGUAGUGAAAUAUAUACCCUCAGAUAGCAACGAGAUAUUUGACAUCAUGAAUCUCCUUGAAGAUAGACUCCAACAUGCAAACGGUGCUGUUGUAUUGGCAACCAUCAAGGUCUUUUUGCAUUUGACCUUGUCAAUGACUGAUGUUCAUCAACAGGUAUAUGAACGUAUAAAAGCUCCUCUGCUCACUCUAGUGAGCUCUGGAAGUCAAGAACUAUCUUAUGCAGUAUUAUGCCACCUCCAUCUCUUGGUGAUGCGUGCUCCGAUUCUGUUCUCCUCAGACUACAAGCAUUUCUAUUGCCAGUACAAUGAACCAUUUUAUGUUAAGAAACUGAAACUUGAAAUGUUGACUGCAGUGGCAAAUGAAAGCAACACAUAUGAGAUUGUGACGGAAUUAUGUGAAUAUGCUGCAAAUGUUGAUGUGCCCAUCGCAAGAGAGUCAAUUCGCGCUGUUGGGAAAAUUGCACUUCAGCAAUACGAUGUGAAUGCAAUUGUUGAUAGGCUGCUUCAGUUUUUGGAAAUGGAUAAAGACCAUGUGACGGCAGAAACUCUAGUCCUUGUGAAAGAUCUUUUAAGGAAAUAUCCUCAAUGGAGUCAUGAUUGCAUUGCGGUUGUUGGGAAUAUCAGCAGCAAAAAUGUUCAAGAACCCAAGGCAAAAGCAGCUCUUAUAUGGAUGUUGGGGGAAUAUUCUCAGGACAUCUCUGAUGCUCCUUAUAUUUUGGAAAGCCUUGUUGAAAACUGGGAAGAUGAACAUUCUGCAGAGGUUCGUUUGCAUCUUCUUACUGCAGUACUGAAGUGUUUCCUCAGAAGACCCCCUGAGACUCAAAAAGCUUUGGGAGCUGCAUUAGCUGCAGGGCUUGCUGAUUCUCACCAGGAUGUUCAUGAUAGAGCCCUAUUCUACUAUAGGCUUCUGCAGUAUAAUGUAAAUGUGACAGAACGUGUGGUGGAUCCUCCCAAGCAAGCAGUUUCAGUCUUUGCUGAUACCCAGAGCAGUGAAAUCAAAGACCGCAUAUUUGAUGAAUUUAAUAGCUUAUCUGUUGUAUACCAGAAGCCUUCUUACAUGUUUACUGAUAAAGAACACCGGGGACCAUUUGAGUUUUCUGAAGAACUUGGAAGUUUGUCUGUUGGAGUAGAAUCUGCACAUAAUGUAAUUCCGGCACAGAGAGUGGAUGCAAAUGACAAUGAUCUGCUGCUAAGCACCUCUGAGAAGGAAGAAAACAAAGGUCCUAGUAGUAAUGGUUCUUCAUACAAUGCUCCUGUAUAUGAUGGCUCCAUUUCUCUAACUGUUUCACAGACACAAACAGAAACACCAUAUUCUAGCCCAGCCUUACCAACACAGGCUUCACAGUCUACCUUGGCCAUUGAUGACCUACUAGGUUUAGGUUUACCGGCUGCACCUUCACCUGUGCCACCUCCUUUGAAGCUUAAUGUAAGAGCUGCAUUAGAUCCAAACACCUUCCAGCGAAAAUGGGGGCAAUUGCCAGUAUCUCUGACACAGGAAUGCUCCAUAAACCCUCAAGGAAUUGCAGCACUGACGACACCUCAAGUCCUCAUCCGACACAUGCAAGGUCAUUCUAUCCAUUGCAUUGCCUCGGGAGGUCAAGCCCCGAACUUCAAGUUCUUCUUCUUUGCACAGAAGGCAGAGGAACCAGCAGGUUUCUUUCUUGUAGAAUGUGUCAUCAAUACAUCUUCAUCAAAGGCACAGAUAAAGGUCAAAGCUGAUGAUCAAAGCACAUCUCAAGUUUUCUCAGAUUUGUUCCAAUCAGCACUAUCCAAAUUUGGUAAGUUGUAGUCAUUUAUUCCUUUCCUUCCAUAUUAUAGGCUCAGCAGUGGAUAGGAAAAAUGUUACCCCUUGGUAUUGUACUAGUUUUUUUUUUCUUAAUAUUUUUCUUUUAAUUUUUUCACGUUUGAUGUAAUUGCCUGAUUCGAAGGAGCCCCGAGCCCCUUGAGGAAAACAAGAAAAGAAUAGACAAGAUAGAUGGGUUUUUCUGUUACAUGGAUGUAAAGAUUCAUGUAAAAAUAGGUGUUCCUUGUGGAUUGCAUCAUUUCUCAA
Molecule: messenger RNA, 3318 nt
Organism: Nelumbo nucifera (sacred lotus)
Lineage: Eukaryota; Viridiplantae; Streptophyta; Magnoliopsida; Proteales; Nelumbonaceae
Product: beta-adaptin-like protein A
Biological process (GO): intracellular protein transport; vesicle-mediated transport
Cellular component (GO): clathrin adaptor complex; membrane coat
Molecular function (GO): clathrin binding
Source: RefSeq, a predicted model, not a curated record